AUGGAAAGCAACUAUCCAUCUAAGAAUCAAGCAGCAACCAAAAUACAGGCGGAAGUCCGUGGUUUCCUUGCACGGCGACAUGUUCAACAGAUGAAAAAGGAAGGAGAUGAUGCUGCUAAAAAAAUUCAAGCACAUAUUCGCCCAGAUUAUGAGUUACAUCAAGGCAUAGAAUUUUUAAAUUUUUGGCAAAUUUUCUUGCUUCAAAAUCUGUCAUUUGCUUUAGCGAAAUUUCCUUACUCCAUUUUUUUUUCUUAA
This is a messenger RNA of Thelazia callipaeda (thelaziosis nematode), 255 nucleotides long. The record is from the annotation of a GenBank genome assembly. Lineage: Eukaryota; Metazoa; Nematoda; Chromadorea; Rhabditida; Thelaziidae.